Verticillium nonalfalfae is the source of this 840-nucleotide messenger RNA. RefSeq lists its product as uncharacterized. The record is from RefSeq and is a predicted model, not a curated record. Gene Ontology annotation, molecular function: carbohydrate:proton symporter activity. Gene Ontology annotation, biological process: transmembrane transport; carbohydrate transport. Gene Ontology annotation, cellular component: membrane. The coding region runs from base 1 to 840 and encodes 279 amino acids. NCBI's taxonomy places the organism in Eukaryota, Fungi, Ascomycota, Sordariomycetes, Glomerellales, Plectosphaerellaceae. The transcript is spliced from 3 exons.
AUGCGCUUUGUCCAACUGGAGUCCCUCCGCGACAUUCCCACACCUGACGUGACCUUGGGAUUGACGAUUGAGUGGUUCACUUACACAGCAACGACAUCCAGAAUGAACGACUCUGAGGAUGCAGUUCACUAUCGUGAAGUCGACCUCAGCCGUAUAGAAGCACCGUCGACGCAUAAGACAUACAUCAUCUGCGCCUUUGCUGCCUUUGGCGGCAUUUGUUUCGGGUACCAAACGGCUGUCAUGUCCGGGCUCCUCGGCACCUCCUACUUCAUCGAGCUGUACACCAAUGUCGAUUUCGAUUAUACGACCUACGCGCCCGUUGACAAGAAGACGACCGAGUUCGGCCUUACCGCCAGCCACAAGGCGCUCAUGACCAGCAUUCUGGCCUGUGGUGUCUUGGUUGGAGCUCUCGUGGCUGGCGACAUGGCAGAUACGUUCGGACGGCGAAAGAAUGUCGUCCUCGGGAGCCUGAUUCUCUGCGUUGGAAAUGCUCUGCAGAUGUGUGCCGAACACCAUGUUGUACUGUUCGUGCUGGGGAGGCUGAUCGCCGGCCUUGGCCUUGGCUUCAUCUCGGCCGUCAUUGUCAUGUACAUCUCGGAGAUUGCCCCUAAGCGGUGUCGAGGGGCAUUUAUAGCGGCGUAUCAGUUUUGUAUCAGCUUGGGGGUUCUGCUGGCCAACUCGGCUGUGUACUCGGCCGAAGGUCGAGACGACAGUGGCGCCUAUAGGAUCCCGAUAGGCGUCCAGUUCUUGUGGGCUAUGAUCCUAGGGAUUGGCCUCGCCGUGUUGCGUAAAGUCCCUCCCCUUCCCUUUUUGUUUUUUGCACGCAAGGAAAACCAUUAA